AUGCAGUCCUCUCCUCCUACAAGCGACGGGAAAGCGCGCGCUAUACGCGAACUUUCACGCAGUUUGAGCCACAGCCCACGAAACAUCGCCUCGCCGUCACCGCCGCCCAGCGACUCGAAUCCCACGAAGCACUCGGGCUUCGGCACAGAGACAUCUAGCUUCUUCAACGACCCGGACAUUCUCAUGUCAACUCAACACAGAUUAGAGGACGACACAAACACGCUCCCCCAAUACCCGCGCAUUCGCUCGACCGCGAAGAAGAUGAACACUUGGCAUAUGCUCCGCUCCGAGCAGCCAAACCCCAACACCUCGCUGGUAAACAAAGAGUUUGGCGAUUUUGACCACAGCCUGUCGGACGACGAGGAAAUGCCUGUAGAACAGGCGCGUGGCAUGAACCGCAGCAACCGCGGUACACCGAACAAGAUGAGCUCCCAGUUCAAUAGCCUCUACGACAUCACACCGCCGACCAACCGCUCGCGCAAAUCUUAUGCGGCAGAGACGGGCAGUCUCCGACGCGACGCCCAAAUUCGACGCGCUUCACGGAACGACUUGGAGAGCGCCUCACCGCGCCCUGCGAGUGCGCGCAACUCAGCGGCCGUGCCUGCAAAUCAAGACCGCAAGCGUACUUCCCUUGCACAAUUGCAUGCCAAAGUUUCGGAAGACGAGUCUUCGUUCAUGGACCAACGGCCGCCAACAUUGACCAUGGACUCGACUAAGAACACACGCUGGGGCAACCGAAGCCGUCAAACUUCCCUUCAGAUGGAUGGCAAGGUCGACGCGUCUCCACACGCAAACUACACUUCCAAAUCACGACCAGUUACUGCUCAAAACGCGACCGCGCAAUCAUUCAUACUUCCCGAUCUUCCAAAUCUUACCGAGCUGGUCUCUGGGGUCUUCGAUGAUGGUACCCCAGUGUUCUCGAAGACUGCUCCUGCACGGUCACGGUUUUCCGCCCCACCCAACGGUGGUCGACGGCCACAGCACAUUCCCGUAGAAGGUGUUCCAAUACCUGAAGAAGAGAAGGCGAUUUUCGCCGCGCUUCACCAGCUGCAGGACAAGCUUGCACAAAUGGAGCAUGAGCGCGCAGAGCAAGACCAAAAGCUCGAGGAGCAAGAGAUGGAGCUCAUUGAGUUGAAGGCUACGACACAAGCUCAAGAGAAGCUUCGAAGAAGUGACAGCGCGCAAGACUCGGAUAGCGGCAAAGGUAGCUGGAAGGUGGAAAAGACGCGGCUUGACGCGACUGUACAAACACUCCGAACGAAACUCGACCGAGCCGACCGCAAAGUCGCCGUUCUUGAGAUCGAGAAGAAGCGCUUGAACACUGAACGAGACAACAUGGCUGGCCAGCUUGGUGUGGCCUUCCAGACCUGUGAAGAGCUGAAGAAUGAAAAGGGAGCCUUGAGCACUGAGAACAAUGCGCUGCGAUUGGAGAUCGAUACCCUUCGAGCCGAAAACGAGGAGCUUCGCGAUCAGCUUGAGCAGGAGCAUUCGCAUCAUCGGGAAGAGACUGUUCAGCUAAAACGACAGUUCGACCAGGCCGCGAACGCAACAGAAAAAGAGAACGCAACCUUGCAUGCUGAGUUAGCUCGCGUUCGCGCUGAGCAUGAUGAGCACACUCAACGGCUAUCCCGCAAAGACAUUGAGUUGCGCAAGGCGCGUCAAGAGCAAGCCGAAUAUGCCCAACUAAAGUCCAAUCAUGAGUCUCUCAAGUCGCAGCUAGCGAGCCUUAAAACCAAGCGUGAAGAAGAGGUCAAACGAUGGACUCGCCAGGAGGCAGCUCUGAAGGCCCAAGUCGACCGUCGCGAUGAGACCAUCCGUCACUUCCAGGAUUUGACCCAAGAGCAGACUAAUGAGGCCAUGCGAUUAGACAACGAGCAUCUUCGACAUGAGCUUGCCCAACUCUCCGCACAGCACGAAGAUGAGAACGAGCAGUGGGCUAAGAAGGAGGUGGAGUUGAAGCGAAAAGUCCAACAACGCGAGGAUGUAGCGAAGAGGACCUUGAAUAUGACACGCGAAGUCCUCAGUACUCGGGAAGCGAAUGAACAGCAAUUUGAUGUCUUUGCUCCUACAUGGAAAGGCAAAGGCAAGGAGAACGCAUUCGCGGAUCAGAAACCAAGCUACCGUCGCGAUGAUACCCGCACUCGCAUCAAGAACCGCGUCCAGCAAGAGGUCCGCAACAGCAGAUCAGUGGGCACCUCACAACAGUCGAGCCGAAUUGAGGAGAGCCCUCGCAAGUCAUAUGCUGGGGUCUCGAGAUUUUCUAAUCGAAGCGUUUCAGCACCCAUACCGGUUGAUAAGAACGCCCGCGUUGAGAGCGACGUAGAAUCGACCACUGACCUUUCUCUUGCACCUCGCGGUACUCCGUAUACCUCUCGAAGUAAUCUUUCAGCGAAGUCGACAAUCCAGCCUCCUGUUGAUCUUGAUUUGACUGAACUGAGCUUCAUCGAUAGCAACCAGAUUGCUCAGCUCCGACGCGCCUUAGAAGAAGAGCGAGCUGCGGCGCGCCACCGAGCUUCGUUUGCCCCCGGGGAGCAAGCUCGCGAGGACACUAUUCGCUCUCAACGACAAACCCGCGAGGAUACUCUCCGAUCUGUCGCAUCCGCUAAGAGCGAACGCCGACCAUCUCUCCCACGCAAGUCGUCACUUAAGGAGAUUACCCAGCGUACCAACAUGACUCAGUUCGAAGAAGAUGUCACUGGCAACAUGUCGAACUUGGAUGCAGAUGCGGAAGCAACGCAGACCAAGCAAUCUGCUAUUGACACCUCGAUGCUGAGCAAUACGAGUCGCCGGCGCCGUAGUGCACCCACUGAAAUGACAUCUGCAUUUAUUGUUCCAGACAUCAAGCUCGAUACUCUUAAGCAAACCACGACUACGAUCAACAUCUCCCAAAAGACGACCAGCAAAGAUCACGACAACGCCAACUGCACUGUCUGUCGCCGUGACGGCCUUGCAACUACUACCGAUGCCUUACGUGUUCCUAAGCUCGUACCUGUAUCUUCGCGUACGCCGGACGAUGUCGACGCUACUCUCCGCCCCGCCCGCUCACCUAAGGAAGCCCUAGCUUUAGUAGUCAAAGAGCUUCAAGAUGAGCGCGCCCAUCUGCACAUGGAACUAGCUGUCAUGCGCGCUAUGUUAGAAUCCCACGACGUCAGCCUAGGAAACCGCAAGCGCCGCGACAUCAACGUCUCCAUUCAGGAGAUCCUUCGCCGUCUCGAAAUCAAGGAUACGCAAAUCUACAAUCUCUACGAUGUCCUUGAGGGCCAGCAAACCGAUGAUCUCACCGAGCUGGACGUUGAGAACCUGACGCAGCAAGUUCGUGCAGAGGAAGAGAAGACUCAGGGUGAGCCUGAAAAGAAGGCUAAAAAAGUCACAAUCAGGAGUUUUGUGGAUGAAGAUGACGACAGCAUUGAGGUUGGCAGGGGUGUAGGCCAGGACCUGGAGGAUGGAGAGACGCAGGAGUUGCCUUGGGAGGGAUUCGAGGAUACGGGAAGUGCUCUUGAAGGGUGGAGGACAAAUGUCCACUAG
Cucurbitaria berberidis CBS 394.84 is the source of this 3525-nucleotide messenger RNA. RefSeq lists its product as uncharacterized. Gene Ontology annotation, molecular function: microtubule binding. The record is from RefSeq and is a predicted model, not a curated record. Lineage: Eukaryota; Fungi; Ascomycota; Dothideomycetes; Pleosporales; Cucurbitariaceae. Bases 1 to 3525 code for a protein of 1174 amino acids. The transcript is spliced from 2 exons.